Pyrgilauda ruficollis (rufous-necked snowfinch) is the source of this 2157-nucleotide messenger RNA. RefSeq names its product DC-STAMP domain containing 2 (gene DCST2). The transcript has 15 exons. Lineage: Eukaryota; Metazoa; Chordata; Aves; Passeriformes; Passeridae. The coding region runs from base 1 to 2157 and encodes 718 amino acids. The record is from RefSeq and is a predicted model, not a curated record. Gene Ontology annotation, cellular component: membrane.
AUGAGGCUGGUCUCGGGUUUGGGCAGAGCCCUGCGGGCCCGGCGCGGCCUGUGCAAGAAGCGGGCCCCGCAGCCCGGAGCCGAGCGCAGGCCGGAGGAGCCCAGCAAGGCCCGGGAGUUCGCCCGCAGCCUCGGCGGCCUCACCCUGGGCCUGCUUCUGGCCAGCAUUUACGGGGCUCUGGUGCUGCUGGUGCAGGGCCACAAUGUCUGGUACUGCCUGAGCGUCACCGUCCUCAUGGGCGCGGGGCUGGGCCUGGGCAUGGCCUUCUCCAUGAAGACGCGGAUGAUCGUGCUGCUGGCGCUGCCGCAUUUCUUCACCAAGGAGGGGAAGAUGAUGGUCAUGGUGCUGGCGCUGUGCCUGACCGUGCAAGGCCCUGGCGCCAAUCUCCUGCACAACGUCUCCCAGGUCGCCAAGGCGCUGUCAUGUGGGGCUGAACUGGCCCAAAACCAGACGGCCGAGCGGCUGCAACGUGCCAAGGAGCCGCUGCUGAACAUGCAGAGGAAAAUCAAGGAGAUUGGCCAGAAUGCCAAGGUGCUGGGUGACCGUGUCCGGAAGUUCGUCCGCUCCAUCAUAGACUCCACCAGACACGUUGCGCGGGCCCUGCGCAACGUUUGGCUGUGGCUGAGGAGGGCUGGUAGCAUCUGUAACCGCGAGCUGGGGGAUCCCAAGGGCAGCUGCUUUCGCUACAUGGACAGGGCCAAGGACAGGUGUGAGCGCGCCCUGCCCAUCCUCUUCCACAUCUGCUACGUUGUCCUCAGCUUCAAGGCCCUCUGCAGCUUGAGGAGUACUCUUGCUUUGAUGUUCUGCACCAUCCCAGGGUACAUCCAGACCUUCAUCCGGUCCAGAGUCACAGCUCCCCUCACGGAUGCUCUGAACCGUGUCCGCGCCGAGUUUGAGUUCAACAUCUCGGUCGUGCACCACUACAGCGUCAACCUCAACGCCAGCAAGAGCCUGGGGGAGGUGUCUGAUGAUAUAAUGGAGGCCGUGCAGCACAGCAUGGAGCCCUACCACCGUGUCCUGGAGCUCUUCUCCUACAUCUCCUUCUUGGCCGUCCUCUUCUUGUGGUACCGCGCGGUUCGCUACCGGCGCCGCUACCUGCGGGACGACACCUUUGACAACGUUUACAUCACGCGGCGCUUCGUGGAGAUGGACCUGCGCUGUGCAGAGCAGGGCAAACCCACCGUGCUGCCCCUGUCGGCGCGGGAGAGGGGCCGCUACAUCCCCCCAGGUGCGCUGUGGCUGUCAAAGACGGAGCGACAGCAGUACGGGCUGCAGCUCUUUUCGUUCCUGCGCCACACGCUGCUGGGGUUCGGCAUCCUCCUGGCUGACUACAGCAUCUUCUGGCUGCUUGACCUGCUCCGGCACCAGCUGAGCGCGGAGAUCGUUGCCAGGGCGCCGUCGACAAUGACCAUCAGCGUCAACGGGACGGGCUACACCAGUGAGAUCUACCAGGAUCUGGUCUCUGCCUUCAACGCGCUGCAGGAGGGCGAGGUCUCGGUGCUGUCCCAGGUCUGCCUCAUCGAGCCCGUGGAGCCUGACCAUGGCACCUACAUCACCAUAGGAAUCCUGUAUGGAAUCUGGCUCUUCAUCUCUGUCUUCGGUUCCUACAUGGCACGCCUGCGCCGGGCAGUGUGUGCCGCCUACUUCCCAUCCCGUGAGCAGGAGCGCCUGGCCUUCCUCCACAACAUCAUCCGGGCACGGCGGGAAUGGGCACUGUUUGCCCUGAGCCGAGUGAGCACGCAAGGCUUGGCCGAUACUGGGAAAAGCAGGUUCUUCCUUAUCCUCAUCUCCAGGUUCCCUCUCCUGGCUCGCCUCGCUCGCCGUGCGGGCAUCCAGCGCAAACAUUGCUUGAUCUGUGGGGCGGCAGAGCAGCCGGAUUUCACCGCCUGCAUCACACCCAACUGCAAAGGGCUGUAUUGCAGCGAGUGCUACAGAACCCUGAACAACACCUGCUCCGUCUGCAUGGCCCCCCUGAGCUACCCCGACACUGGGGAUGAGGAGCUGGACUCGAGUGACGAGGAGGAGACAGCGGGGUUGCGGCCGGGCGCUGCGCGGGCGCUGCGGGGCCAGGAGCGAGGGCGGCGGCUGCUGCAGCGCAUCAGGGACCUGAUCAAGGACAUGAUCAAGGGCCGGGGGCUCCCCUCCAGAACGCUGUGA